AUGGCAUUCGAAACCCUCCAUUACAUGAAAAACCACCAACAUGGAAAAUCGGGCUUUAUGGUGCUCAAGUUGGAUAUGAGCAAGGCUUACGACCGCAUGGAAUGGGUUUUUCUUGAGGGAUUGAUGAAGAAAAUGGGCUUUGAUGUAAGGUGGAUUGCCCUUAUCAUGGAAUGCAUCACUACAGUCAGCUAUUCCAUCCUAGUCAAUGGCGAUCCCUCGGACAUUAUUCAUCCUUCUCGUGGUCUUAGGCAAGGAGACCUACUGUCUCCUUACCUUUUUCUUAUAUGCUCAGAAGGGCUUCACGGUUUAUUAAAUAAAGAAGCAGAGGAGGGUCAUAUCCGAGGGGUUUCCAUUUGUAAGAAGGGCUCGAGAUUAACACACCUAUUUUUUGAGGACGAUAGCCUGGUUUUCUGCAGAGCCACUAUCGCUGAGUGCCAGAACGUCCAAAACUUACUGAAUGUCUAUGAGAAAGCCUCGGGGCAGCAGCUCAACCGAAACAAAACUGGCCUUUUUUUCAGCAAGUCCACCCCUCCAAAUAUUCUCAACCAAAUCAAGGAACUCUUGGGAGUUCAAGAGGUCAAAAACCAUGAGAAAUAUCUCGGCCUCCCAUCCUUAGUUGGAAAACACAAAAAAGCAAGCUUGAUGUUCAUUAAAGAGAAGAUCUUAGCUAAGCUCCAAGGCUGGAAGGAGCAGUUGCUAUCCCAAGCGGGGCGAGAAAUUCUCCUCAAGGCUGUCAUCCAGGCAAUUCCAACCUUUGCGAUGAGUUGCUUCAAAAUCCCAAUUACCCUUUGUGAGGAGAUUAAGUCCUUGAUUAGAAAAUUUUGGUGGGGGCAGCGGGGGAAUCAAAGGAAAAUUCACUGGACUAAAUGGAGUGCACUUUGUAAGCCAAAAGACCUUGGAGGUAUGGGAUUCAAAGAACUUCAAAAAUUCAAUGAAGCUAUGCUUACUAAGCAGGUCUGGCGGCUGCUGGCCAACAAUGACUCUCUUUUUCACCGGUUUUUCAAAGCGAAGUUCUUCCUAAAUGGUUCCAUUCUUGAUGCCAAAGAAGGUAACGGUUCAUUUGCUUGGAAAAGUAUCUUGAAGGGCAGGGAUGUGAUUAAAAAAGGCCUUCAAUGGAGAGUGGGCAACGGUGACUCUAUUCAUAUUUUCCAUGAUGUCUGGCUUCCAACCCCUCGGCCCCAAAGGUAA
Molecule: messenger RNA, 1188 nt
Organism: Quercus lobata
Lineage: Eukaryota; Viridiplantae; Streptophyta; Magnoliopsida; Fagales; Fagaceae
Exons: 1
Coding region: 1-1188 (395 amino acids)
Source: RefSeq, a predicted model, not a curated record